Molecule: messenger RNA, 1230 nt
Organism: Daucus carota subsp. sativus
Lineage: Eukaryota; Viridiplantae; Streptophyta; Magnoliopsida; Apiales; Apiaceae
Exons: 5
Coding region: 1-1230 (409 amino acids)
Source: RefSeq, a predicted model, not a curated record
AUGGAUACAUACUUAUCAAUGCAAGCAGAAAAGAAAAGGGGUGUGAAAAAGAAAAAAACAAAUGACAAGGCUGCGACUAUUGUGGAGGGUCAUCAGGGGGCUAAUGCGCCCAUCAUCGAAAGUGUAUUUGAGACAGGUGAAAGUAGUAAUAAAAAUCAAAGGCGCAGAGGACCUACAAAGAUGAAUCAUGUGUUCACAAGGAAGCUCGAAGAUAGGCCAGUAGUUUCCUUAAAUUCUGACUUUCAGCCAUACUCAAGGAAAGAUAAAGUAGUUACUGAAUUGAGCAGUUUCUUGGGGACAAUAGCAAGAUUAUAUAUUCCACUUGAUUUUGUUAAUUGGUCUAAAGUUCCAGAGGAAGAAAAAACUGGCUGGUGGGAAUAUGUCAGGACAAAGUACAUUAUUCCUGACGAAGGGAAAGAUUGGGUAUUGAGGACGCUUGAUGACAACUGGAGGGUAUACAAAAGCCGAAUUAAGUCUCGAUGCUUUAAGAAGUUCAACAAUGACAGGGACCGUAUCAAAAGCAAGCCUGCAAAUAUUCCAUUGGAACAGUUCAUGGCUCUGCUGAGGUACUGGAAUGAUGAUUUUGUCGAGGAAAAAGCUGGAAAAAAUAUAGCAAAUCGGAAGAAGGUGAUUGAUACUCAUGCUGCUGGUCGUAAGAGUUUUGCCCAGCUUCGUAGUGAAUUGAAAAUUGCUCAGUUGGAUGGUGAAGGUUCUGCCAAGCGUGAGUUGUAUACAAAAACACGCGAGGGUCAUAAAAAGAAGGAAAAGGAAAACGAAAAAGAAAAGGAAAAUGAUGAAAAUUUGGAAGAACGUCCAUCUGAUCAUGAUGAGGAUGAAGCUGAGAUUGAUUUUGAAGCUCAUGGACCAAACUGGUUGGUAGGAAGAACCGGCAGAACAAGGAAAUCUGCAAAGAAACAACCGGAAAAUAUUGGUCACAUAGAUUCUGCAGACCUGGAAAAGAUGAGGAAAGAAAUAGCUGCUGAAAUGGAUGACAAGAUGAAUAAGAAACUCGAGAAAAUUUUGGGGAGACUUGCAGAAAUGAAUCCCACUUUAAAUGUCAAUGUAGAAGAAUUGUGUGGCCAAACUGAUGGAUCAGAUGAUGAGGACGAUGGAAAAGAAGGGGAAGGAUCUUCCAGUGACAAAGAUGAUGACGAUGUAGGCGAUGGGGAUGGAUCUGCCAAUUACGGAGAUGAUGAGAUCGGUUCAGAUGAUGGAGAUGGCUCUGCCUAG